Molecule: messenger RNA, 2360 nt
Organism: Ipomoea nil (Japanese morning glory)
Lineage: Eukaryota; Viridiplantae; Streptophyta; Magnoliopsida; Solanales; Convolvulaceae
Product: 3-phosphoinositide-dependent protein kinase 2-like
Exons: 11
Coding region: 800-2284 (494 amino acids)
Biological process (GO): peptidyl-serine phosphorylation; intracellular signal transduction
Molecular function (GO): ATP binding; protein serine/threonine kinase activity
Source: RefSeq, a predicted model, not a curated record
AAUGCCAUUUUUGGAUGGUUCCCCAACUCUAGGAACCUUCGCCCUCCCACUCUCCCUCCAUUUCAGGGCUUGCAAACAACACAACAAAUACACUUAAAUUUCAAACAAAAAAUUUUAUCAGAAAGAAAGCGAGAAUUUCAUAAAUAUAUAAAAUUUGGGUUUCAAGAAUGGUGGAUAUGAUGCCACCCAUCAUCAUUCUUUCUCAUGUGCUCUUCAAUCCCUAUAUGCAUAUAUACAAGUAAAAUAUAUACAUACACAUAUACACACAAGCAUUGCAUCUAUCGCCCUUAGCCAUUCAUUCCCCUUGUUCUGAAUUUAUCCCCCGGCUUGCUUUCUAGGGUUUUGAGAAAAAGAAAUAAUCAUAUUAAUCAUAAAGCUCGCACCUUUUUCAGAUAAGCAUACAUAUUUUUUUUUUCUCAUAUACAUAUAUCUACAUAUCUAGGGAAUCAUUUGCUUUUGGGUGUCUUUGACAUAUGGGUUUUGCUUUAUCAGAUUGGUUUCUCAAAGAAAAAGAGUGAUAUAUAGAGAGAGAAAGAGAGAGAGAGAGGGACAUAUAUACAUAUGACCAUAUAUGUAUAAUGUAAAGAGAAUAUGAUCUGAUGUGUGGAGGGAUUUCUCAUUUCUGUGGUUCUAUUGUUAUUCAACGGUCUUACUUCCCCUUUCAUCGGAGGCUGUGAAGACCCAACUCUCUUUUCAAGAAUUUUAGAGAGAGAAAGCUUCCUGAAACUUUAGAGAGGGGGAGAGAGAGAGAGAGAAGAAAUAUACACAUUGGGCUGUGUCGCUGGAGGGGGGUGGUGAGAUGUUGCAAUUGGUAGGGGAAGAGGGAUCUAACAUGGAGAAGGAAUUUGAUUCAAAGGUUAAGCUGCAGAACAGUUCAUCCACCAAUUCUCAGAGAUCCAAAAGCUUUGCAUUCAGAGCUCCCCAGGAAAACUUUACCAUCCAAGACUUUGAAUUGGGCAAGAUCUAUGGAGUUGGUUCAUAUUCCAAGGUUGUUAGAGCAAGAAAGAAAGAUACCGGAAAUGUUUAUGCCUUGAAAAUCAUGGACAAAAAGUUCAUCACCAAGGAGAGUAAGACUGCUUAUGUGAAAUUAGAGCGCAUUGUACUCGAUCAGCUAGAUCAUCCCGGCAUUGUGCGACUAUACUUUACGUUUCAAGACACCUUUUCACUAUAUAUGGCACUUGAGUCCUGUGAAGGUGGAGAACUUUUUGAUCAAAUAACUAGGAAAGGGCGUCUGCCUGAAGAUGAGGCUCGUUUCUAUACUGCAGAAGUUGUGGAUUCUCUUGAGUACAUACAUAGUAUGGGAUUGAUACAUAGAGAUAUUAAGCCGGAGAAUCUGCUGCUUACUACAGACGGGCACAUCAAGAUUGCCGACUUUGGGAGUGUUAAGCCGAUGCAAGAUAGUCGAAUAACAGUCCUACCAAAUGCAGCGUCAGAUGAUAAAGCUUGCACCUUUGUCGGGACAGCUGCUUAUGUUCCUCCAGAAGUUUUAAAUUCCUCGCCCGCAACUUUUGGAAAUGACCUCUGGGCACUUGGCUGCACGGUGUAUCAAAUGCUCUCGGGGACAUCUCCCUUCAAAGAUGCUAGUGAAUGGCUUAUUUUUCAAAGAAUUAUUGCCAGAGAUAUUAGAUUCCCAAACUACUUCUCUGAUGAAGCCAGAGAUCUUAUCGAUCAAUUGUUGGAUAUUGAUCCUAGCAGAAGACCCGGUGCAGGACCUGACGGUUAUGCUUCGCUUAAAAAACAUCCUUUCUUUAGAGGGGUUGACUGGGAAAAUUUGAGGUCUCGAACUCCUCCACGGCUAGCUAUGGAGCCAAAAUCUCAUUCUUCUAAUAGCGGAGGUGAUGACCAAGAAUCGUGGAAUCCCUCACAUGUGGGGGAUGGUUCAGCUAGAACAAACGAUGGAAAUGGCGGAGCCUCGUCUUCUGAAGCUGCCGGUAGCAUCACUAGGCUAGCCUCAAUUGAUUCUUUCGAUUCAAAAUGGCAACAGUUUUUAGAGCCCGGUGAGUCGGUUCUCAUGAUCUCCAUGGUAAAAAAAAUACAGAAGCUUAGUAACAAGAAAGUACAGCUUAUCCUCACAAACAAACCGAAGCUUAUUUACGUAGACCCGUCGAAAUUGGUUGUGAAAGGGAAUAUUAUAUGGUCCGACAAUCCAAAUGAUCUCAACGUCCAAGUCAUUAGCCCUUCAAACUUCAAGAUUUGCACACCAAAGAAAGUCCUAUCGUUCGAGGAUGCUAAGCAAAGAGCAUCGCAGUGGAAAAAGGCGAUUGAAGCUCUUCAAAACCGGUGAAUGGCUCUCCUGUCAAUUUUCUUAAAGCACAUUCUUUGGUUGUAACAACAUCAUAGAACAACAACACGCAAUCUGG